This is a messenger RNA of Phlebotomus papatasi, 10985 nucleotides long. RefSeq names its product basic helix-loop-helix ARNT-like protein 1. The transcript has 7 exons. The record is from RefSeq and is a predicted model, not a curated record. Gene Ontology annotation, cellular component: aryl hydrocarbon receptor complex; nucleus; cytoplasm. Gene Ontology annotation, biological process: regulation of transcription by RNA polymerase II. Gene Ontology annotation, molecular function: protein dimerization activity; RNA polymerase II cis-regulatory region sequence-specific DNA binding; DNA-binding transcription factor activity, RNA polymerase II-specific. The coding region runs from base 3221 to 5971 and encodes 916 amino acids. Lineage: Eukaryota; Metazoa; Arthropoda; Insecta; Diptera; Psychodidae.
GGUGCUACGCCAUGUCUGGUGGUGCCCCAGUUUCCCCUAAUCAUGAAAUUUUUAGAAACAUAGAAAAAAUUUAGUCACUACGAAGCUUGGGAUCGUACGCAGCAUGGAUACUUUUUCCUAUCAUCGGCAUAGUGCGCUGAUCAAAUGUCAGCGAACCAUUUUAAUUAAAUCCUAAAGUAAGCUUUUUUGCAAGCUUUUGUUUUUGAAAUUAUUGUAACGUUGCCUUUUCACCUGAAUAGACUAAAUAAUAAAAAGAUAAGAAUGUGUAUAUAGGUAACAAUAAAUUAAAAUUCUUAUACGAUAUAAGGUGAUGGAAGCGACAAUUUCUGAGGGAUAUAUUGAGUAAAAGUCUCAAUUUUUUUUACUCACCAAAAUAGCCUCUCAAUUUUAGAUGUUCAGAGGCAUAAAAUGAGAGAAUUUAUAUGCUUUUGGCAUAGAGGAACUUCUUGAAAAACCUGUAAGAGAAGAAAAGCUUAAAUGUUGAAAAUGAGAGAAUGUGUGUAAGAGAGAAAGAGAGACAGAGAGAGAGUUGAAGAUUUUGUUAUUCGCGCACGGAAAUAAACACGAAUAUGUAUUGAGAGAAGACCACGCCACAAUAAAAUUACAUAGUACAGAGUCAGUCGAUGUUUGGCUAUCCAUACAAGUGGACCUUAUACCAGUCAGGUUUCAAAUUGUUUUACGGAUAUUGUGAGCUUUUUUUCUGGGAAAUAUUAUAUAUAUCGCGCGCGCAUUUUUCCCUCCAAAGAAGUUUGAAAAAGUUGAAAAGAGAUUUUGAGACAGUUUCUUGAAGGAUAAUUUAGUGGUAUAUGUAUAUAAAAGAAAAUGAUAGUAAAUGAGGAUGAAAAUUAAAAUAAAAAAUAUAGUGUUUGAUUGGGUGAAAAUGAGCACAAGAAUAUAAGAUAAAUUUUAAAUGGUGAAAUAAUAAAACUGUUGGUAGUUAUAUAUAUAUACUCCGUUGGAAUAUAUAUUUUUUUAUUCUCUGUGCAUGAAGGAAAAAUAACAGAUAAAGCUAAUAAUAAAAUUUAUAGUGUGAAGACAUAAAAAUUUAAUAAUGAGUGAAGGUAAAUGAAAAAGAGAAAGAUACAUUUAUUAAAAUAUUUAACGUGACUAUCACAUGGUUUAAGACGAAAAUUAAAGCCCCAAAAAAAAGAAGAUUUAGUGAAAUAUAUAUAUUUUUUUAAAUAAAUAAUUUGUUAUAAAGUGUUCGUUGGGUGUAUUAAUGUGAAAAUUAUUCAACAAAAAGGUUGUUUGUUGAUUCUCAUUGUAGUGCAGAUAUGGAGAUUGUAUUACCCCAACAGUAAAAUUUUCCAGACUUGGACAUUUUCUUGUCAUUUGACGAUGAAAUAUUUGCUCAACUGAGGGGAGUAUUAUAUUUAAUACUCAUGAAACUUGAAAAGGAAACUCCAUGAAAGCUGUUUUAUGUGGAAAAUACUCAGCAGUUUUGUCUUAAAGUUUCGUCAGGUGCUAUUCGAUGUCGAUUAAUUAAAAUUAAAAAAAAUUAAAAAUACAAGUGAUCUCUAAAUUAGUACUUUGAAAGCAUCAUUCAAAUGGCACUGACCAUGCUAACAAAUAAUUUUUGUGUCACAUACCAAUUGCAGAAAAAGUAUUUAACAAUACAAGCAACCAAAAAGUUUGACAUUGUAAAUAUCAUUAGACUUUUCAUCACUGUGUAGUCUGUAGUGUAUAAAGAAUUGAUAGAGAAAAAAAGCUCCAGAAGUCGCGAGAGAGAGAGAGAGCUUAAUGGAGCUUUGAGUGUUUUUGAUGCUCAAUUGAAAAUUAAGAGUGUAUAUAUAAUUUUCUUCAAACAAUUUACACAUACGUUAUUCAUCACAAAUUUGUAUUCAACAAAAUCUCAAAACUGAAUAUAAAAGAUAGACACAGUAAAGUUGAAAAAGUCUUAUUUUAUCACCAUUUUACCUGUCUGUAUGUGUUCUUCUUUAUCCAACAAAAAAGAUAAAAAAAAAAACGGAAGAGAAUAUAUAAAUUUUAAUACAAAUACCGAGAAAAUACUAGUGAAAAAGAUAUAACAAUAAUUUAUAUGAAAUAAUUUCAAAUAGUUCACUGCUUGUGACCUGAAAUUCUACCAAAAAACAAAUCCCUUACCUACGUUUGCUGCUAAUAGCAAAAAAAAAUAAUGGUGAAUAAAUAAUACAUUAUUUCACAACAUUUAAAAUAUAAUUUAUUGUGAAGUGAUUUCACACUUAAAAGAAAGAAAUGAAAAAAAAAUAGAUAAAACUACAUGGGUGCCGUGCAAACGUAAUUAAAAGAAACUUUUAUCAUAUAUUUAUGAACAGAGUUUUGCACUAUAUGUUGAACUUUGGGAAAAAAAAUUCAUUUAACACUGCUAAGCUAACAGAAAAAAAGAACAGGCCAUGUUCUGAAGAUUUGAGCAUGAUUUUUAACAUGGUUUUUAUUGCAUAAGACAUAGAGUUCUUAUUUUUGUCAUUCGUAAGAAUGACUCUUCUGACCAACAGGAAUCAUUUUGGAACAAUAGAAUUUCAGACAUUAUAAUAAAAACAAGUGUGUCAGUCUCUAAAAAAAAAGGGAAAAAAAUAUCAAAAAGACUAAGAAAAAUAUAAACCAACGAAAUAAACAAGUUUUCAUAAUUUUAUGUUGGUUGUUUUUUUUUGCAUUCCAACAACAAUAAAAUUAAUUGUGUGUGUGAUUCAAAAAAUAAGGAAUAUGCUCAAGAUGCGACUGUAGAAUCAAUAUAAAAAAUAUAUAUCAGUAAUACUAAACGUGUCACGUAAAAGAGGUAAAAUACUUGUGAACUUGUUAAAAACUUCAAGUCAAGUGAAUAAUUUUCACUUUGUUUUACAAAGACAGAAAAUUUGCAAUUUUAACUUCGAUGGAGAACAUCUUGUACAGAUGAAGAAAAUCAGUACAAGGAUUUCACCUAAUUUCAUAUUCAUCUGAAGAGGAAAAGUUUAUUUUUCCUCCUGGAGAAACACCGCGAGAAAGUUUAUAAAAAGUUAAAAAAAAAAUUGUGGCAAAUUGAAGUGAUAAAAGUGAUAAAAUUGAUAAGUUUGACACAGAAAAGUGAAUUAGAGAGAAAAGUAGAAAAAGACAACGAUUUGGGAUUAGUGAAGUGAUAAAAAAUAAAAUUAUUUUAAAAUUUUGGUGUACGGUGCCCUAUUGGACGUCAUUAUAUGUCGAACUGGAGCGUCACGAAGAAUGGGAUUUAAGUGUGGUCGAAGAAGAAGGAUCCGAGGCCGAUAAAAUGAAUGUGUCACCUUGUUUUACCGAGGGACUUUUGAGUAGACCAUUUGGAUAUGUACGUCAAAUGGAAAGUCAACAGCAUCAACAGCAACAACGUACAAAUUAUCCAAUGCAAACCAAUAUGGAUUAUGCACCGACGCAUCAUGAACCAACGUCAUCUUAUCAUUAUCAACAACAACCACCGAAUUCUUAUUACCACCAAACAACAUACCAUCAUGAACAGUACAAUCAGUAUGGAAUUGAUGGACAAUCUUCAGGUGGUUACACACAACCACCAUAUCCAUCAACUUCUUACACACAAUAUAGUGACUACUAUCACACUAAUCCUACGAUGGAUAGUGAACCAGGCACAAGUUUUUCUGCACCAAAUCAACAACAAGCAACGAAUGUUGGGGGAGAACCAGGUGGAUCGAGGUAUCAUCUCCAAUAUCAGCAAUCAACACAGACGGCAGUUCAGCAAUCCAUGCCACAUCAGCACACGUGGUAUCAGCCACCACUUAUGCCACCAGAACAUAUGAUGAAUAUGAUUCAGUUGACAAACAGCAGCAAUGGCAGAGAAGCAAGAAAUCGUGCAGAGAAGAAUAGGAGAGAUAAACUCAAUAAUUCAAUACAAGAAUUAUCUGGAAUGGUACCACAUGUAGCUGAAUCACCUCGACGUGUCGAUAAGACGGCAGUUUUACGCUUCUCAGCACAUGGCCUAAGGAUUGAUUAUGUAUUUGGAAAAUCUGCAGGACCCUGUCAGUUUCGGAUUAAACCACAAACGACGGAUGCUUUCUUGCGUCUCCUGGACAGUUUUCUCUUGACACUGACGUGUCGAGGGCAGAUUCUUCUAGUAUCACCAAGCAUUGAGCAACAUCUGGGCCAUUGUCAGACGGAUCUCUAUGGUCAGAGUAUUUUGAACAUCACACAUCCAAAUGAUCACAGUCUCCUGAAACGUCAGCUGGUACCGUCUGAUCUGGAGAAUCUCUUUGAUAUUCAGCCAGGAGAUGACAAUCUUGAGCCUCGACCGAGGAGUAAAGAGGAAGAGGAUGAAAUUGAUGAGCGAUUGAGGAAGGAUCGUAGAGAUUUCACAAUUAGAUUGGCUCGGGCUGGUCCGAGAUCUGAGCCGACAGCGUAUGAAGUUGUACGAAUUGAUGGGUGCUUCAGGCGGGCAGAUUCUGCACCGCGUGGUACCAAAGCCAGCACCUUUCCUGGUGGGCUUCAGCUCAUUCGGCGCACACGCGGUCGUGACGAUAGUUUGCCAUUGCACGCGAUAAGUGGCAAUGACAUCGUCUUGGUGGCCAUGGCGCGUGUUCUGAAGCCACCUUCCAUCUGUGAUCGUCUUAUUGAGGCGUGCAAGCAUGAGUACAAGACACGUCACUUGAUUGACGGACGAAUUGUGCAAUGUGAUCAGAGGAUCUCGAUUGUGGCUGGGUAUCUUACUGAGGAAGUAUCCGGUCUCUCGCCAUUCACAUUUAUGCAUAAGGAUGAUGUCCGUUGGGUCAUGGUAGCUUUAAGACAAAUGUACGACUACAGUCGUCAAUAUGGUGAAUCCUGUUACCGUCUCAUAACGAGAACUGGUCAAUUUAUCUACCUCAGAACUCGGGGAUUCCUUGAGAUAGACAAGGAGACAAACAAAGUGCACUCUUUUAUCUGUAUAAACACCCUCGUGUCGGAGGAUGAGGGCAAGAGGCUGGUCAGGGAGAUGAAGAAGAAAUUUUCAAUUAUCAUUGAUCCCGAUGAGGUAGCAGGGGCUGAGAGUGAAGAAGCGGCUGUGGAGAAUCCUCAUCAAAUAGAACGUGCAAUAAUGAAUUUGAUAACAAAUCUUGUGCCACCGGAGGGUCUUCCUGACAUACCCGGUCAGCCAGAUUCUCCUGCUAGUACAGUCAGUAAAGAUAGUCGCUACACUAAAAGUCCUCCACUGUCGAUUAUUGCACCAAAGCCCAGUACAAUAAAGACUUCAAUUGUGAAGAGUGUGAGUGUUGUGGAGGCUGCCACGAAGAAUAUCAAAUCCCCAGAGUCCAUUUCAUCUGUAAGUAGUCCCUCUUCGGACAUCCAUCGACCGUCGGUGCUGCAGAGGACGCCGGGAAAGAGGGGAGGAAAGAGUGAAUAUUACGGAUCUCCGGCAAGUGUGGGAAUUAAGGAAGAAACAGAAUCCCUCGCUUCGCCCUAUAGUGACCAGAGAACUACGCCACUGCCAUCGAGUGUUGGGUACUUUGAGCGCUACGAUCUCCAGGAUCCCGAAGGGAUUCUCUAUGGCAGUGAAACUGCGCAGAAUCAAACGUUCUUUAGAACAGAAGCAGGUCACAGGACGAGUUCAGUAUUGAAGAGGACAUUCUGUGGGGAACCUAUGAUGGAGAGUAUGACCAAAAGACGCAACCUAAUGAGUCCGGGAGGUGCGGGAAGUUCAUUAGAAAGCUCCAUUGAAAAGAUCAAUAAUCCUCGAAAUGAUCUGGAACAAGUCCUGCCGCCCACUUUUAGAGACAUUGAUCAAUCGUUAACAAAUAUUGGAGAUGCAGUGGAUGUUCUGAAUGAGCAAUCUUAUCUACUUUCAUCAUCAAAUACUCAUCAACUCGAGGAAAUUAUGGAAGAGCAACAAGAACAAAGGGAUGAGUUGCAGUCAAUUCAGCAGGAAUUUCAUACGAUAAUCAGUGAAAAUCGAAACUUACAAAGUUCCACGGACCCUCAUGCAGGUGGGAGUAGUUCAGUAGUGUACAGCAGAGUUGGUGGGACUGGAAAUAGUAGUUCUAGUGAUUCUGGUAGUGGUAAAUGAUAGUUGUAUAUCAAUUAACGUGCGCUAAAAAAGCUACUUGGAUAAAGAAAAAAUACCUCUUUCGAAAGGAAAACCUAAGCUAAUUAUUUAGUAAAUAUCCUGGUUAUUUAUUUUAUACAAAAAAAAAGAAACUUAUGAAGAUGAAUAAUUUUAAUUGUGUUAAAAAUUUUAUAUUUUUAAGAGGUUUUUGUUUUAUUUUUCUUUAUUUUUUUUAGACAUCAUUCAUAUCUCAUGAGUAGAAAUUUUUGUUUUAUUUGUUUUAAAUCAGAAUGAUUUAGUGAUUUUUAAUUUUAUUUCAGAGAUAAAAUUUUAAUAGUAAAUCAAUUAAGUAUAUUAUUAUGAUAAAUAUCUACGAUUUUGUGGUGGAUAGAAGAUGUGUUUAGGUGAAAGAAAUUUAUAUUUCACGAAUAAAUUAAAUUAAAUAAUAUAUUUUAGGAAUUUGCGUGAGUCUUUAAAGUUUCCAGAAAGUACAAUAAAUUUUGGGGAGAGAAACAAAUUAUUAUUAUAUAAAAGGGAAAAUAAGAUAUUGGACUAAGAUAAAUUAAAAGAAGUUUAUUGACAAAAAGAUAAAAAAAAGUACACACAUUUAUUAAAUUUAGAAAAAUAAGAGAAAAAAAAUUCACAUUUAAAACACAAAAAAAAAAUCAUUUUAGUAGCAGAAAAAAAAAUCGAAAAUGAGUGAAAAAAUCGGUAUUACUAUUUUUAUAAUCUGAAUAAUAAAUUGAGAAAAAAAAACUUUUUACUAAUAUUUAGUAAUGAAGAUAAAGCAACACAAAUAUUUCCAUACAACACUUUACAUAGAAAAAAAUUAGAAUGAAAUUAAAGUAAAGGAUAACCCCUCAAUUCGGCAACGACAAAGGUAAGAAACUCGAUGCUUUUGCAUCAUCAGCAACAUUCCAUAUUGUGGAAAUUUUUUUCGCGAACAUUAUUUCCAGAUUGAAAGCUCAAUAAAAUUAUUUAAGCGCAAAAAUACAAAAAAAAAGUACGAGAAAGGAAGAAUAGUAAUGGUACAGUUACAGUAAUGGCAUAGCAACACUUACCGUGUCUUUGUUUUAAAUACCAUUUUGCAUGAGAGUAGUUUGGUACCUCCUGAGUAAGCUCCGCCCAUUGAUCUAUAGGCCACGCCCAUUUGAUAAAAACCUCAGAAAUAUAAUAGAAUGCAACUUGUGACCAAAAAAAGAAACUUAUCAAUGAUCGUUUAAUUGAAAUUUUGAUAGAUUUUUUUAUUUAUAUUUUGUGAUUGUUUAUCGGAAAAUAAAAUGGGCGUGUCCAAAAGUCCACUGAAAUGUAUAUUUCCUGAAUGUUACAUAAGAGAGGAUACAACAAACAAUAAAAAAUGAAUAAAUGAAAAAGGGAGAUUUCUAUUUUAAUAUUAUUAUUCAUAUUUAAAAAAUCGAAAAAAUAUUUUUUUCGGGAAAUUGGCAAAAAUUUAAAAAUAAAAAAUAAAAUAAAAUGUUUAAAAAGACAGAAAAAAAACAAUAAAAGAAACUAGACAAGGUUUAGUAAUAUUUAGAAUUAAACAUUACUCAAUGUUUAAAUUAAUGCUCAACGCACAAUAACUUUUGUUUAGUAAACAUAUUUUUGACAUUUCAAUGAGAGUGAGUGAGAUCUAGAUCUAGUCAUCUCGCUCAUUCUCAUGGAAAAUCUUGAAAACAUGUUUACAAACAAAAGUUAUUGUGCGCUGGUCAUAAUCUAGAGAUGGUAAAAUUUCAGAAAUUUCACAGCAGUCUCCACCUACUUUAGGCGGAAAUUCAUGAAAUUUCUUGAAAUUCACCAACUCUACAUAAUACUUCUCUAUUAUUUAUUAUUUAAAAUCAACCUAUAAAGAGCAGCAUUUUCACCGAAAACGUUAUACUUCUUAGACCAAUAUAGCUAAAAUAUACAUUUGAUGAUUUUUCUGAGGUUAUCUAAGAAAAAUCUAAGAAUAAUGAAUAAAUAAAAAUGCUUAACGAAAGAACCGUAAAUGACAAAUCACCUGAUUAGCGUCAAUCAGUCGCUCUGAGGAGUUGUUUGAUGCUAAAAGUCAAGAACGGCGUCAAUCAGUCAUUAUGAUUAACCCUUUAACGACGAGACACUUUUUACGGACUGAAAAUCAUCAAUAAAAAUUAAACUGAGAAACAUAAUCAAUGAUAAGUCUUACAUCUAACCUUGUAAAGUCCAACAGAGUCUAAUUCGGUGUAUUUUGUGCUUCUAUGAACGAUGGAGACAAAAAUAGCCCAAAAAUUUAAGUAAUUUUUCUGACAAUAACAAUGAAUAAUAUUUUUCGCUUUAAUGAAAAAUAUUACUUAUGAGUAUUGUAGUUUUUAUUGCCAUAAGGGUUUUGCUUGAAAAAAAAUUGGAAGUAUAAAAAAUAAAUAAAAUCAAUUAUGAAUUUCAGAAUUUAAAAAUUCGCAAUUUUUAAGCUUGAAUAUUUACUACGUACCAAAUAGCUAGAGACUUGCAAAAAAUAUUCUAGAUUCCUUCAACCUUCUACUUUACAACUAUGUACAGACACAGGAAAAAAAUAACUUUAGGUAAUCAGGAAAAAUUAUUUUCUUUAUGGGACACCGGUGUUCCAAUCGUCCUUAAAGUGUGAACUAAUCGGCGUCGAUUAAUCGGAACCGCCGAUGAGCCACCGUUAUUGGCAUAACGGCGCCAAAAAUAUGAUCGUGUGAUCGACGCCGAUGAAUAAUUCUGAUCGAAUAAUUUCUGUUGUUCAGGAACCCUGACUGUCUGUCAAGCGCCAAUCAAUCACCGUUAUCUGCCGAUUGGAACUGAUAAGUCACUCUAAUCGGUUAAGGUUCGCCGAUCAAUACAUAUUUCUAAUUGACUAAUCGGCAUAGAUCUAUUAGUACCGUCGAUCCGUCACCGUGAUCUGCUGGCUGAUUUUAUUAUUAUCGAUGUUUAUUAGUCAUUCUGAUUGACUAGUCACUAAUCAGACACCUCGAUCAUCUCCUAGACAACGAUCAAUUAUCGUGAUCCGCUUAUCGGCUGUAAUUAGUCACUAUUCACUUUGAUCGGUUAAUUGAAACCGAUAAAUAUUUCUGAUUGACUAAUCAGCGUAGAGUUACCGUAACCACCGAUGAGUCACUGUGAUUGGCAGAUCGGCGCCAUGGAAUAAGAUCAAGUGAUCGACGCCGAUGAAUAAUUCUGAUCGAUUAAUUUCUGCUGAUCAGGCACUCUGAUCGUCUAUUAGGCGCCGAUAAAUCACUGUGGUUCUGAGGACUGCCACUGAUAAGUCGUUUUGAUUGGUUGAUAUUCGAAGAUCAAUCUUUGAGAUUGACUAAUCGUCGUAGAUCUACCGUUUGUCGGCUCUAAUUCAAUUCUGAUAGAUUAAAAUCUACUGAUCAGGUACUGUGAUCAUCUGCUAGAUGGCAAUAAGUCACCGUGAUUCGCUGAUCAUAAUUUAUAAGUCACUCUAAUCAGUUGAUGUUCGCUGAUCAAUUUUCGAGAUUGAAUAAUUGAUUUAAAUCUACCGUUACCACCGAUAAUUCUGAUCGAUUAAUCGCUGAUCAGGCUGAUUAAUCGCUGAGGCACCCUGAUCGUCUGCUAGGCGCUGUUAACUGCUGAUCGGGAUUUAUAAGUCAGUUUGAUCGGUUGGACGCCGCCGAUAAAUAUUCUUGAUUGACUAAUCGGCGUUGAUGUAUUAUUACCGCCGAUGAGUUCCCGUGAUCGCUUGAUCGGUGUCGAUAAGUAAUUCCGAUUAAUGAAUCGCCUUGAGCAGGCACUCUGAUUGCCUAUUAGGUCUUGAUGAAUCACCGUGAUCCGCUAUUCUGAUUGAUAUCCGUCAUUCUGAUUGAUUAAUCACAGAUCAAACACUUUGAUCGUCUGUUACGCGACGAAAAGUCAUAAUGAUUCGCUGGUCGGCUCUGAUAGGUCACUCUAACCGAUUUAUGUUUGUCGAUCAAUAUUUCUGAUCGACUAACAGCCAAAGAUCUACUGUGAAUGCCGAUCAGUCACUCUGAUCGUGUAAUCGGUGCUGAUUUAUCACUGAUCAAGCACUCUGAUCGUCUGCUAGGCAGCCGAUUGACUAAUCGGUGCAGAUCCACCGCCUAUGAGUCACCAUGAUGGGCUGAUCGGUGGCGAUAAGUAAUUUUGAUUAGUUAAUCGCUUGAAUCAAGCACUUGGAUUGCCUGUGCCUGGCUUAAGUUUCCUGAAUUUUCCAAUAAAAAUUUCAUACAGUUACUGACUGCACCAUCUGAUAAAUUAAUCAAUGGAUUGCAAAGCAUUCAACCAUAAUGAAAUUUUCAUAUUAUUAUCCUGGAUUGUAAUACCAAUCCUAAGACGGAGAUAGACGAUCGUGGGACGGACUAAAAACGAUUUUGGAAAAAGUUUGUUAGAAAAAAAUCACACAAAAUAGUGUUUUGCGAUAACUUUUAAAAGUAAAAAAACAAACCGAAUAAAAUUAGGGUUUUCCUUCAAUCGAAUUGGAAGAAUAAAAACGAAAAGGCGUGGUCAAGUUCAUUACUUUUUUCGUACAUCAUUUCACAUUUUAUUUUCAAAUUAGUAAUCAAGAUCUUAAUAUUACAGUCUAAAAGUUAGAAAUUAUUUAAAGAAAGAAUCAAGCGCUAGUUGGGAUCGUAGAUCCUAAAAGAGGGCGUGGUUUAAAAGUGUUUAUAGGUCGAACUUACUCAGGAGAUUUAGAGACUACCUUCCGGCAAAAAUAUGGGACUAAAGAAGCAAAAGUCAAGGUCAAGUGUAGGAAUCGUAGUAAUUGUUGUUUCAAAGUGGAAUUAAGAUAGGUAAAAUGUUGAUAAGAAUUUUAAUAAAACAAAAAUUGUAAAAUUUGAAGGUUUCUCAGUGUGCAUUUUAACUGGCCAACGAAAGCUCUAAGGAAAAUGACAAAAAAAAAUCACAAAUUUACUCUCAAUUUUGCAUUUUUCUUGAGAGAACUAGAGAGUAUAUAAUUAAGAAAAAUAAAAAAAAGAUAGAAAAGAUAUUUUUCGGAAGAACAUUAAAAGUAAUAAUUAGUAAAAUAUGGUCAUUAUUGAAAGCAAAAAAAAAAACUAAAUAAAAGAUAAUGUUGUGUUGUAAA